UCGCGGUUUGUCCUGUCAUCAAAUCUCCGCUUCGUUACCUGUAGCUUGUUUAUAUUUAGUUCAUGUUCAUGCAUUUGACUGUUUAACUAAACAGGUAUUGUCAGUGGUAUUUGACGAUACCUUGACAUGACACAGGUCACCAUGGUUUCCUUUUUCUCAAAAGUAAAAGAGCGCGUCGAUACUUUUCUGAAUGAGAAGAACUUUGUAACCGAUUUCCUCAACAAAGUCGAAGAAAAGACGGGAAUUAAGAAGCGUUUACUUGUCAUAGGAACUGCCGCUGCAACAGGACUGUAUUUACUGUUUGGAUAUGGAGCCUCUCUGAUCUGCAACUUGAUUGGCUUUGUUUACCCUGCAUACUAUUCCAUUAAAGCUAUUGAGAGUCCAAACAAAGAUGAUGACACACAGUGGCUAACUUACUGGGUGGUGUAUGGAGUCUUCGGCGUGGGGGAAUUCUUCUCAGACAUCUUCCUGUCCUGGUGUCCUUUCUACUAUCUGUGCAAAUGUUUGUUUUUGCUAUGGUGCAUGGCUCCAGUACCCUGGAAUGGCUCUCAGGUGUUGUAUAGGCGUUUGGUGCGACCGCUGUUCCUCAAACAUGAAGCCACUGUGGACAGCAUGGUUUGCGAUCUGAACGGGAAGGCCAUAACAACUGUAGAACAUGUCACCAGAGAGGUUCUUCAAACUCUGGUGCGAAGCAGGACUAUUCAUCCAGCUGAGCCAGCUGCCAAAGAGCUUCCUGGCCCCUCAAAUGAACCCAAGGUAGACUGAACUUGUCGCAAGCUUCCAAUUCCAAAGUCACAGGAUGGGAUGGGAUGAGAUCAGCAGGACGUCGGUAGAUGAUGCUAUAAUGAGCAUAUGCAGGUUACUUGAAGUAUGUUUAUAUAAUACCGAUGAAGGAAAACAAGAGAACGACAUCAUUUUAGCAUUGGUUUGCACACAUUUAAUUGGUUUUCACCUUGAAGUAGUGUCAUUUUAGUCUUAACUGUUAAUUUGUAUUGCUCCGAAAUAGUAAGUUUCCAGAAAACCAAGACUUUUGUUGUAAUCUAUGCUCAAUUCACGCGCACCAUUUUCAUUUUAAUUAAUUGAUAUUUCAGUUCAUUUAGAUGCGUUUUCCUGUCAGAAUAAUUAGCUUUGGUGAUAACUGUAAACAUUAUUUAUCAUUCAAAUAACUCUUG
This is a messenger RNA of Hemibagrus wyckioides, 1172 nucleotides long. It is a transcript of the gene reep6, whose product is annotated as receptor accessory protein 6. The record is from RefSeq and is a predicted model, not a curated record. The coding region runs from base 127 to 765 and encodes 212 amino acids. The transcript has 7 exons. NCBI's taxonomy places the organism in Eukaryota, Metazoa, Chordata, Actinopteri, Siluriformes, Bagridae.